Molecule: messenger RNA, 1638 nt
Organism: Trypanosoma grayi
Lineage: Eukaryota; Euglenozoa; Kinetoplastea; Trypanosomatida; Trypanosomatidae
Product: putative protein kinase
Exons: 1
Coding region: 1-1638 (545 amino acids)
Biological process (GO): protein phosphorylation; mitotic DNA damage checkpoint signaling
Cellular component (GO): nucleus
Molecular function (GO): protein serine/threonine kinase activity; ATP binding; protein binding
Source: RefSeq, a predicted model, not a curated record
AUGGACUUCCAGGCGCUACAAAGCACACUGACGGGGGCGUGUGGCAUCUCCACUUCUUCCAAAGCGUUGGCGUUUGAUCACCACUACGAACUCCUUGACGAGAUCGGCAAGGGGGCGUACGGCACCGUGUGGAAGUGCUGCCGUCGGCAUGACGUGAUGAAGCGGCCGUAUGGAGUCAAAAUAAUCAACAAGCGACAGGCGGGCGCCAAGGGACUCAAAUGUGUGAUGGGGGAGGUAGAGACGAUGAGUCUUCUGAAUCAUCCAAACAUUGUGCGUCUCGAAGAGACGUUUCAGGACGAGGAGAAUCUGUGGAUUGUGAUGGAAUACAUGCCGGGUGGGGAGCUGCAGCGUGUGUUGCAGCGGCACAGCUCGUUUAGUGAGAGCCAAGCUCGACGCAUCACAACGCAGCUGCUUCUGGCGUUGGAGUUCAUCCACCAGAAAGGGAUCGUACAUCGCGACCUCAAGCCAGAGAACUGCCUGCUGUCGGAGGGCGAUCUCAUCUGCAAGAUAUCCGAUUUUGGAUUUGCCGCGCUUGUUGGAUCCGACCAGUGUCUCAUGUCAUUCUGCGGCACUACUGCCUUCAUGGCGCCGGAAAUAUUCGCUGACACCAACUACGGCAAGCCGGUCGACAUGUGGGCGCUUGGUGUGAUGGUGUACCUCAUGGUGAGUGGUGAGUACCCCUUCACAGGGCGUUCUCAGAAGGAAGUGACCGACGCAAUCUGUGGUGUACGGUACAACAUGAAGACAGGUCUAAUUAGUGAGGGAACACUGGCGCUGCGUGAUUUUAUAUCUAAACUACUCGAGAUUGACCCGAAUCGUCGUCUCAGUGCACGCGAUGCACUAAAGCACCCAUGGAUUAAGGUCGGUAUGGACAUGGAGGACUCUGAUGGAGAGAAUACAGAGCGGAAGAAACAUGGACUUCGACCACGUAGUAUACUUCGUGGCGUCGUCAUUGCUGUAAUGGCGGCGCACCGAUUAUGUUAUCUGCGUCGCUGCCGCAUGCUGGAAAAAAAUGCGUGUGGCAGCUGCUCGGUGCUACGCAACUUCCGUUACGCAGUCUCAGGUGUGUACGAGCCUCCGCGCCCCACCCUUGACUGCAGUGGCGUGUUUGCAAAGAACCCACACGGUGUGAGUUUUCUAUUCCCCAUGGUGGAGGUGAGUCGCACCAUCGAGGGGCUUGAUCUAAGCAGCAACAACAUCGAUAGUCUGGGUAUAUUCCAGCAGCUCGUCAAGGCAAUCGGGCACCACCCGACGCUUGUCUCGCUGAAUCUGUCGCAUAAUCCUAUCCCGGCUCUCGCUGGGCGGGGCCUUCUGCGCCUCGCACGGAGCCCACAGUCAAAGCUGGUCCAGCUAGGACUAGACGGGACGCUUAUAUCGUUCGAAACGCUUGCACAAAUCGCCACGGCUCUGAAGGAGAAGUCCUCGGUUUCCCCCGCGGUGGCGUACACGUCGCACCUCAAUUCGACUCUGCGGCACGCAGAGAACUCCUCGCCGACGCAGCUGCAAAGCAUCCGCGCCGCGGCCCCACGGCCACGGCCUGGCGCGACGCAGACGUCCCUCACACGCCCGCGCACGUCGCACAACACGACGCCACGCCUUCCCCCAAUCACUCCAUCGAGGCGCCGUGCGGAGAAAUGA